This is a messenger RNA of Neomonachus schauinslandi (Hawaiian monk seal), 912 nucleotides long. Its product is annotated as olfactory receptor 10AC1-like. Bases 1 to 912 code for a protein of 303 amino acids. Gene Ontology annotation, cellular component: membrane. The transcript has a single exon. Lineage: Eukaryota; Metazoa; Chordata; Mammalia; Carnivora; Phocidae. Gene Ontology annotation, molecular function: olfactory receptor activity; G protein-coupled receptor activity. Gene Ontology annotation, biological process: G protein-coupled receptor signaling pathway. The record is from RefSeq and is a predicted model, not a curated record.
AUGAGCCCCUGGCCCGAGUCCAACUGGACCGCCCCGCAGGAGUUCGUGAUCCUGGGAUUCUCUGGGUGGCCCCAGGGGCUGCAGCAGCUGCUUUUCGCCUUCCUCCUGCCACUCUAUCUGGCCACACUGGCUGGAAACCUGCUCAUCCUGGGCCUGGCUGUCGUGGACCCCGCCCUGCACACUCCCAUGUACUUCUUUCUGGGGGCACUGUCCACUGUGGAGGUGGCCUACACGCUGGUGCUGACCCCGCACAUGCUCGCCGGCUUCCUGCUGCCGCCGGGGGGCCAGGCGGUGGCCCGAUCCACCUGCGCUGCCCAGAUGGGCCUCUUUGUGGCGCUGGGAGGCUCCGAGAGCCUGCUGCUGGCCGCUAUGGCCCUGGACCGCUACCUGGCCAUCUGCCGCCCCCUCCACUACCCCCAGCUCAUGACCACAGGGCUCUGCUGGUGCCUUCUCGCCUCCUGCUGUGCUGGGGGCUCUAUCCUGGCCUUGGGGCUCACCACGGCCAUUUUCCAGCUGCCCUUCUGCCAGGGGGGCUCGGUCAACCACGUCUUCUGUGACCUCCCGGCGGUGUUGGUGCUGGCCUGCGGGAACCACCAGCUGCAGGAGCGGGUCCUGCUGGCAGCUUGCCUGUUGCUGCUGAUGCUGCCCCUGGCCCUGAUCCUGCUGUCCUACACCAGGAUGCUGGUGGUCAUCCUGGGCGCUGGGGGGUGUGCAGGCCGCCGCAAGGCCUUCAACACCAUGGUGUCGCACCUCACGGUGGCCGUGCUUCACUACGGCUGCGCCACGGCCAUGUACGCCAGGCCCCUGAGUGGCCGCUCCCUCGAGGAGGACAAGUUGAUCUCGCUCAUCUACAUCAGCCUCACACCGCUGCUCUACCCCACCAUCUACACGCUGCGGAAUCGGGAUGUGUAG